UAGCAUACAUUUGUUUAAAAGACUAAUGGCUUCUCCAAAAUUGAUCAUUGUGUUCGCUUUCUUGCUUGCCGCUCUAGAGUUAGCAAGAGGUGCGGGACCAACGUGCCAGACGAGAGAGGAUUGCUACGAAAAAUUGAUAUGCCCUGAAGCUGAAACAUUGGUAUGUGAAAAUGGGGAGUGCGUUUGUGUCAUACAAAGCUUGAUUGAAGCCGAUGCCCCAAACACCCUCCCCGAAGACGAUGGCUUUCCAACGUGCCAGGAAGACAAGGACUGCAAGCUUCUCAUAGCAUGUAUCGAUGCUACAAUCAGGUGCUCUGAAGGAAAAUGUCGUUGCAUCAAGGAUGAUAACAUAUGAGUCAUUUGAUGAUGGA
This is a messenger RNA of Salvia splendens (bonfire salvia), 371 nucleotides long. RefSeq lists its product as uncharacterized. Bases 26 to 355 code for a protein of 109 amino acids. The record is from RefSeq and is a predicted model, not a curated record. Lineage: Eukaryota; Viridiplantae; Streptophyta; Magnoliopsida; Lamiales; Lamiaceae. The transcript is spliced from 2 exons.